AUGUGUAGAAACAUCCUAGAUGACAGUAUUUUGAAAAGCCAUGUGCGGAAAGUAUAUGUGAACACAAUUGAAGAGGACUGGGAGUCGGAGCCGGAAAACGGGGGCAAUUUUGACCAUGGCUAUGAGACGGAUGAUUAUGAGCCUUCCCUUGAGACAAAAGCCCAAAUGUCGCUAUUGACUCAAUUUCCGCUCCUAGAACACAUCACUUUGCGUUUUGAGAAGAAUUUCACUAAAGAGAGCGGCGGGUUCUAUAGUGAUUAUCCUCCCCAGAAUCUUGAAUUCCGCUUGGAAGUACUGCAAUGGUUUUUCUCGUCCUUGGUUGCUUCUUCAGUGCGCCCGCGAAGUUUGGCAUUUCGAAAUAUCCAUAGUAUUGCUUUGCAAGAUCCCGCCAUGCUAGACUUGCUUGCACAGAUGCUCCACGGCUUACGAGCACUCCGACUGAAUGUCUCGAAUCAAAGACAAAAUGGGGAUUAUGGCUAUGUUGUGGAUAACCCGCAUACCUUUGAGCAGCUUCCGUCGGACUGGCUUAGCCCGACUAAGUCCACUCUCGAGCACCUUACUUUGUACAGUAACCAGCCUUUUGGUUUAUUUCCGAAAUUGGACCUAUCCAGUAUCCACUUCCCCAGAUUGAAGUCGCUUGCACUAGGGCAAUACGAAUUCUUCCACGACGAUCAGCUAGAUUGGAUCAUCUCCCAUGGUCCUACGCUGCGGGAGCUGUACCUCGACAACUGCAUCAUUCUCCAUGCGAUCGUAUACUCUGAAUGGGAGCAAGGGCACCUUCAUCGUUACCAUCCAAGUGCAUUAAGCGGAAAAUGGGAUGAGGUGGAGCGCUCGCUCGACCCACGUACAACCCGCUAUAUUUAUACAACACGGUGGCAUGAUUACUUUGCCAUGUUCCGCACGGGGCUUCCGCUUCUACAACAUUUCCGCAUCGGUAAAAGCAUGUGGUGUCACGAGUUUCCGUUUGAGAAAGAGCGAGAAAUCGAGAUAGGCCUCUUCGAGGAUCGGUAUCUGACCUGGGACGGUGGCUUCCAUACAAGGUCCAGCGACUUUGAUAUACCCGAAGAGUUGGGUGAUAUCUCGUCCUGUGACGAAGAAGACAAAGAUGCGCUUUUGGCUCUCUUCCAGAAGAUUGGCCAGAACGUCCCAGAAAGAGAGGGCGGGCUAGUGUGUGAUGAGCAAGGAGUUUGGCAUUGA
Molecule: messenger RNA, 1197 nt
Organism: Uncinocarpus reesii 1704
Lineage: Eukaryota; Fungi; Ascomycota; Eurotiomycetes; Onygenales; Onygenaceae
Exons: 3
Coding region: 1-1197 (398 amino acids)
Source: RefSeq, a predicted model, not a curated record